AUUGCGACCUCCGCGUGGGGGGGGCGGGCCGGGGGUUUGCUGCAGCAGGAAGGAAGAAAGGAAGGAACGGGGCGGAGCCACCGGAGCACGGGAAGCAGGACACUCGAGCAGCAGCAGCAGCAGAGCAGCACCUACAGAUGGAGGAGGGGAGUUCGGGAGCAAGAUGACAGAGUGUCCGAAUAAAGCAUUUGCGACCACGCCUGCAUCGAUGUCACUCUCGUUCCUCCUCACAACAGCCGCGAGAGCGAGCUCCCAUGUUCGGUUGCAAAUCCGCUCCCUCGUUUCUGCACAUUCCACGGUCAAUAAUCGGAAUUCCCGCUACCUGUCAUAGACUGCUCACGACGGCUAUUUGAAAUCGGAGGGAAGUUGGAGCUCGUCGGUCUGCAGGAAAUUCGAGAGGGAAAGAACCUGGGGCUUGACGGGAAGGAUUGUCAUCUGCAUGGUGAAGUGCCGAGAAUCAAUCAGCAGCAGCAGCAGCAGCAGCAGCAGCUGAAACUGGAGGAGGGAUUGGGGAUUCGAAUCAGUCGUGGUCGUGGGUAGGAUCAAUCGAAUUGGGCGGUCGAGGGGCUUUUGAAAAUGAGUGCGGAACGGCCGGAACCGGAUGCUGCAGAGAGGAAGUUUAGAAUCAAGUGCUUGAAUUCGUUAGUGAUUGCGCUCAUCGUUGCCGUGUUGGCCAUCGGGACCGUCCCGUUUGUUUCCUUCCCGGAUACUGAUCGAUCGGUGACAUCGGUUGCUGCGUCUGCACAUCAGCAGAAGUCGGGAUUCGAUCAAUGGUGGGCGGAGGGAAAGCGGUUCUUUUGGGGAGCCGAUGCUCCCUGCCCCUGCCAGCAGUUGAGGAAUUUAACUGGGGUCGUAGAGGAUUGCUGUUGCGAGUAUGAAACCGUCUAUUCUCUAAAUCACAAGGUGCUGCAUAAACUUCUGCAGGACAUCGUCAAGCAGCCUUUCUUCCGUUAUUUCAAGGUCAAAUUGUGGUGCGAUUGUCCAUUUUGGCCCGAGGAUGGAAUGUGCCGUCUCAGAGAUUGCAGUGUGUGUGAAUGCCCCGAUGGAGAGUUUCCCGACACCCACAAAAAUGGGCACUUAGGGUUCGAUGAUCCUUCUUGUCAAGAGGGGAAGGCUGUAGCCGCUGUCGAUCGAACCCUGGACAGCAGAGCAUUCAAGGGAUGGACCGAGACUGACAACCCCUGGACUCACGACGACGAGAGGGAUAAUGAGGACAUCACGUACGUGAAUCUGCUCCUGAAUCCCGAGAGGUUCACAGGCUACACAGGGCCGUCGGCGAGACGCAUUUGGGAGGCCAUUUACAAGGAAAAUUGCUUCCCUGAUGCCGAGAGAGACACCUGCGCCGAAGCUCGAGUCCUCUACCGUCUGAUUUCAGGUCUCCACGCUUCGAUUUCGACUCACAUUGCGGCGGAUUAUUUGCUGGACGAGGCGACGAAUUCAUGGGGUCCGAGUCCAGCAUUGUUGCACGAGCGCGUGCUUCAGCACCCAGAGCGAGUCCAGAACCUCUACUUCACAUUUCUCUUCGUUCUCAGGGCAGUCACCAAGGCUGCCGAUUAUCUGUCACAAGCGGAGUACAGCACCGGCAACGAUGCAGAGGACAUGAAGACUGUGGCCCUGAUGAAGGAGCUGGUGAACAACGACAGGCUGCGAGCAGCUUGCCCCCUCCCAUUCGACGAGGCGCAAAUGUGGCGUGGUGUGGACGGCGCGGAGUUGAAGCAGCAGAUCCAGAAGCACUUCAGGAACAUCAGCGCGGUGAUGGAUUGUGUUGGAUGUGAGAAGUGCAGGCUUUGGGGGAAGCUUCAGACUCUUGGACUUGGAACUGCUUUGAAGAUUCUUUUCUCGGUCGAGGCCACACAGCCUUACGGGGUCUACCCACUUGAUCUGCAACGGAACGAAGUGAUUGCUUUGAUCAAUCUUCUGAGCAGACUAUCAGAGUCUCUGGAGUAUGUGCACAACCUAGCACCCUUGAUUACUGCCGAAGCUAUUGCCAAGGUGAGAUGAUCCUUCGAGGCGGAGUCGCGCUCCAUAUGAUCGCUCAAGUUUCGAGUGUGGACUCCAGUUGACAAUUGUAAAGUUAAAACAAUCCACUCACUACUAUUAAAUUUUUUUCCGAUUAUAAACUCGUCAAGACUGGAGCAUGAACUUCGAGAUGAACCCAGUCCUUUUGUUGAGAAUUUUUGUAGCACACACUCUUGUCCGACACGAUUUUAAUAUAGAUACUCACGAGAUCCGGGAUAAUUCUGGAGGUAAUAGGGCUGUUACACGUCCGAGUGUAAGCCCAAGGAGCCUGUUGCAUCAGAAGUUUCCGCGAGUUAUGAAGAAUUUCGGGCUUCGUCAUGGAUGCAAGGAGUAUUUACUGUCACCUGCCAUGGAAGGAGACGGGGAGAUCUCUCACACAGCGAGGGCUGUUUGAAGGCACUGGAUCCUUCCACCGGCCUCGAUUCUACUCAUGAGAAUGGUGUUAAGGAUCUGAGGAAUUUUCGACUGUAAAUUAUGGUAGGAAUCAUACCCAGGGAACUAACUUUAGGGAUUAAAUCUAUCAAUAAAUACAUUACUGUAGAUCCCGUUCACUCC
Messenger RNA from Marchantia polymorpha subsp. ruderalis, 2574 nucleotides. NCBI's taxonomy places the organism in Eukaryota, Viridiplantae, Streptophyta, Marchantiopsida, Marchantiales, Marchantiaceae. The record is from the annotation of a GenBank genome assembly.